Messenger RNA from Triticum dicoccoides, 1511 nucleotides. RefSeq names its product aspartic proteinase 39-like. The record is from RefSeq and is a predicted model, not a curated record. Lineage: Eukaryota; Viridiplantae; Streptophyta; Magnoliopsida; Poales; Poaceae. Gene Ontology annotation, molecular function: aspartic-type endopeptidase activity. The transcript is spliced from 10 exons. The coding region runs from base 174 to 1235 and encodes 353 amino acids. Gene Ontology annotation, biological process: proteolysis.
UGCUUCGAUGGAGCAUCUGGUCGCGAUGGACCAUAGGAGACACGUGAGGCAAGGUUUUCUGGACCCGGGAGUUGUCCAACUCCCCGUCACGGGCACAGGCUACCAGUUCCUACGAAUGAACGAGGGAGGCUAUUUGACUCGUGUGCAACUUGGCAACCCACCAAGAAGUUUCGAUGUACUCAUCGACACUGGGAGUGACCUACCAUGGGUUGCUUGCAGCGAUUGUGUUAAUUGCCCGAAAGCAAACGGAUCAAAUGCGAGUCAUAUGUCUUCCCCUGGCCCAGUCAGCGUUCUUUGAUCCAGGAUCAUCCUCAACGGCAUCUUUAUUGACAUGCUCAGAUAGAAACUGCCACGACGUAGCAAAAAAAAGCGGUGCGUUAUGCAUGAACAACUCGUGUUCUUAUUAUCAGAACUAUGGCGACGGUUAUGCCAAUACCGCUGGGUUCUUUGUUUCCGACACGGUGAAGCUGGGCAUUUUCACAGGAAAUGAAACAUCGUCCAUUUAUGUGACAAUUAUUUUUGGAUGUAGCCAUUUACAAUCGGGUGGUCUCACAGAUCAGUAUAAAUUCGAUGGCAUAUUUGGGUUUGGACCGUCUCCGAUGUCCUUCAAUUCGCAAUUGCAUUCUCUUGGAUUAUCCCGAAAGGUGUUCUCUCUUUGCAUGAAGAGUUAUGGUGGCGGCAUCCUUGUUCUGGGCGAAGUUGUGGAGCCCGGAUUGGUUUACACCCCCCUCUUGUCAUCAACGAGUUACUAUGGAUUAAAUCUGGAGGGUAUUGCGGUAAACGGGAAAAAAUUGCUAACUGAACCGUCAGUGUUUGAGCAAUCACACGGAUACCAUACUAUUGCGGAUUCCGGGACUACCUUAGCAUUCCUCGCGGAUAAAGCUUUUGAUCCAUUUGUUACUGCGAUUGCUUCUGCGGUCUCUCAGUCCGUACGCCCGAUCAUCAGGAAGGGCGUCCAGUGUUUCAUUACUUCUGACAGUGUUAACGUGUCAUUUCCAUCUGUGACACUGUUUUUUGCGGGUGCUGCGGUGAUGCAACUGAAGCCACACAAUUAUCUGGUCUUAUCUGAUGACCAAUUAGCAUACUGCAUUGCCUGGCAAAGGGGUAAACAACUCACUAUACUUGGAGGCUCCUAUCCGGUCAACAUCACAACAUCAUCUGGGACAAGACACGGCCACAUCUACACGUUCUCGAUAAUUAUUUUUGUGCUUCUGCUUCUCUUUUGCUAUGCCUAAUUACAAGUUCUACUGACACAGAAGAAGAUCCCUGAUAGAUCAGACAUGGAUUCCAAGUGGAAAUGAAGCACACGUUCAGAAAAAGAGAGCAGGAAUUGAAAGAACACAAAGUAACUCUAUAUGGUGUAUGUGUAGCUGUAUACUGAUAUAUUGAUGUAAACCAAUAUUUGGCAGAAUGAUUGAUUGAUACAAUCCAUUCGGUUACAGGUCGUUAUUUAGACUAAGGAAAAAUAAUAGUAGCAAAAGGUGAAACACUGACAGCCGUAGAUCUUAUCU